UAAACCCUAGACGCCCCCCAUUUAUUCUCCUUCCUCUCCAAAACCCUAAUCUCUCCCUCCCUCCUUCCUCCUCUCCAAAACCCUAUUCUCUCCCUCCCGCCUCUCUCUCUCCCUCUCUAUCUCUGGCUUUGAAUUUCGGAGGGUUGAGAUUGUAAGGCAAUCAAGUGCGUCAUCAUGGCAUUCUGCAGUCGAAUUGGAAGCCUUGUCAGGCAGAGCAUAUCUGGAAACGGUUUAGCAAAUGGACCAACCCCAGUGAUGUCUAUGCUUAAUGCCGUUCGCUGUAUCUCGUCAAAGCUUUUCAUCGGAGGCCUUUCAUAUGGGACUGAUGACCAAUCUCUUAGAGAUGCAUUUACCAGCUUUGGUGAUGUGGUUGAAGCAAAGGUUAUCACCGACAGAGACACUGGGAGGUCGAGGGGAUUUGGGUUUGUGAAUUUUGCCUGUGAUGAGUCUGCCACUAGUGCCUUAUCUAGCAUGGAUGGCCAGGAACUCAAUGGACGGAACAUUCGUGUGAGCUAUGCCAACGACAGACCUAGCAGCGGCUUCCGGGGUGGUUAUGGUGGUGGAGCUGGUGGGGCAGGUGAUUUUGGUGGGGAUUCUGGUAGAAGCUAUUAAGCAUGCACUGGGGCAGCCAAAGGUAUGCGUUUUUGACUGGUAUUUCCAUGUUUGGACAGCCAAUGCUCUCCCAGCUGUCAAAUGUGUGGAAUCACUUCAUUAGAUUUCUAUUUAUGCUUGCUUUCAUGAUUUCGAGUGUUGGACAAUCUGUUUAGAUGGUUAUAGACCCGUUCUAGUUUUUAUAGAGUGCUGAAGAUUAUAAGAUAUUCCUGCAA
Molecule: messenger RNA, 827 nt
Organism: Magnolia sinica
Lineage: Eukaryota; Viridiplantae; Streptophyta; Magnoliopsida; Magnoliales; Magnoliaceae
Product: glycine-rich RNA-binding protein 2, mitochondrial-like
Exons: 5
Coding region: 175-612 (145 amino acids)
Molecular function (GO): RNA binding
Source: RefSeq, a predicted model, not a curated record